AUGAGGCUUUUGAACAGCAAACUCACACCCUAUGUCUUUUUGGUAAUUGGGUUUACUCUUCUAUGCUUCUCCAUACAAACCUUCUGGAAGACUUCGACGUCGUCAUCUCGAUCAUCCAAUUCAAGAUCUUUAGCAUUAGCUGUUGCAAAAAAAACUAACGCCGACAGACCAGUAAAAGCUUGCUUCGUGGUUUUGGUCAGAAAUAGCGAACUGGAUGGUAUAGUGUCGACUAUGCUGCAACUUGAGAAAACAUUCAACCAUAAAUUCAACUAUCCCUACGUGUUCUUGAAUGACGACGAAUUCACAGACGAGUUUAAAGAUCGUACAGCAGCUGUUACAAAUUCCCCUACAAAAUAUGGAAAAGUAGACAGCCAGAUGUGGGGCUAUCCAAACCAUAUUAAUCAAACUUAUGCAGCUGAAUCUCGAGCAGAAAUGGCCAAACAGAUGGUUCCCUAUGCCGAGAGUGAAUCAUAUAGACAUAUGUGCAGAUUUCAAAGUGGUUUUUUUUUCAGACACCCUUUACUGGAUGAGUACGAUUAUUACUGGAGGAUUGAGCCUUUCGUAGAUUACUACUGUGAUAUCGAUUACGAUGUAUUCAAAUUUAUGCGAAACAACAACAAAAAAUACGGUUUCAAUAUUGCAUUCAGAGAAUUCUUACAGACAGUACCAACCCUUUGGCAGACAGUGUUGAACUUCAAACGUGAUAAUCCUGAAGUAACAGCUCACUGGCCUGCUGAAAAGAAUUCACUUUUAAAGUUUGUCACUAGUGACAAUGGUGCUACCUACAAUGGAUGUCAUUUUUGGACUAAUUUUGAGAUUGCGUCAUUGGAUUUAUGGCGAUCUAAUGAUUACUUGAAGUUCUUCCAUUACCUGGACCAAGCGGGUGGAUUUUUCUAUGAACGAUGGGGUGAUGCGCCAGUACAUUCUAUUGCUGCUUCCUUAAUGUUGAACAAGGAUGAGUUUCAUUUUUUCAACGAUAUAGGAUACAAACACUCAGUAUAUACACACUGCCCAUUGGAGCCAGAAUACCGUGAAAAAUGUUCCUGUGAUCCCAAUAUCAGCUUAGAUUAUACGGAUUCAAUGUCUUGCUUAUCUGUGUAUGAAGCUGCCUUUUAG
Mycotypha africana is the source of this 1116-nucleotide messenger RNA. RefSeq names its product nucleotide-diphospho-sugar transferase. The record is from RefSeq and is a predicted model, not a curated record. Gene Ontology annotation, cellular component: Golgi apparatus; membrane. NCBI's taxonomy places the organism in Eukaryota, Fungi, Mucoromycota, Mucoromycetes, Mucorales, Mycotyphaceae. Gene Ontology annotation, biological process: cell wall mannoprotein biosynthetic process; protein N-linked glycosylation. Bases 1 to 1116 code for a protein of 371 amino acids. The transcript is spliced from 4 exons. Gene Ontology annotation, molecular function: alpha-1,2-mannosyltransferase activity.